Molecule: messenger RNA, 435 nt
Organism: Meira miltonrushii
Lineage: Eukaryota; Fungi; Basidiomycota; Exobasidiomycetes; Exobasidiales; Brachybasidiaceae
Exons: 2
Coding region: 1-435 (144 amino acids)
Source: RefSeq, a predicted model, not a curated record
AUGUCGCUCAAGAUAAUCCUUCUCCUCAUCUUCGUUAUCCAGAUUUGGAAGAUCACAGUUUCAUCUUCCAGUUCGAGUAACUCUUCUCCGCGAACAAGUGAUAGGGAACGCAUGCUGCCUUCCGAUUAUGAUGAGACAGAAAAGUCUGCAACGAAAGCUCUGUAUCGGUUGCACAAAACAGACGAUCGCCGAAUCAUCACACUUCCAGCAACUACGGCUGAUUGUGGUACUGUGAAAAAUCCACAUACUAUGAGAUGUCCGCAUUGGGCUACUUUGAGUAGACCGGAAAAACAGAAGAAUCGUUCUCGUUUACGUUUGCUGGUCAUUCCAGAUAGAAUCAGACUGUUGAAAAAUGCAUAUGCUAGAGAGAAUAUGAAAACGAGACGUAAGGCCAUAGUGCCUAUCAAGAAAAAGCAGAAAAAGAAGAAGAGUUGA